Molecule: messenger RNA, 1200 nt
Organism: Fusarium musae
Lineage: Eukaryota; Fungi; Ascomycota; Sordariomycetes; Hypocreales; Nectriaceae
Exons: 2
Coding region: 1-1200 (399 amino acids)
Biological process (GO): DNA-templated transcription; regulation of transcription by RNA polymerase II
Cellular component (GO): chromatin
Molecular function (GO): RNA polymerase II cis-regulatory region sequence-specific DNA binding; DNA-binding transcription factor activity, RNA polymerase II-specific; zinc ion binding
Source: RefSeq, a predicted model, not a curated record
AUGAGUCCAAGACUGGGUGAUCCUAGCCCAGACUUGGAAGAUCAUUCGCAGGCUGAUUGCUUUACUCCUCCUGCUGACUUUUCAGAAGGCGCGGUAUCUCUAGAUGGCCAGCAGGAGGCAGCUCAGGGUCCCUCGCCAUCAUCAGAGUUAUUUACGAGUGCUAGCUCACUACUCCCUUUGGCAUUCACUAGCCUGGACGGUGAGGCGCCUCCUAACUACCCUGCACCAGCCGGUCUGGAACAGAACGAAGAUAGUCUCUUGCUCAACUUCAGUGGACUCAGCCCUGACUGGAUCUUCUCACUAUUUGACCCUUGUUCACACCUCGAGACCUUCAGCUUACCGGCCGACUGUCAAAUUCUUGAUGGAUCCACCUUGCCUGUAACAGCUCAGAAUUCAUCUCUCAAUGCCCAAGAACCACCAGUCAAGUAUAGUGCCAAGCAGGGACCUCAUCUCGAUAACUGGCUCUUAAGUACCAGUGGGACCAACUACACCCAAUCGUUGAUCAUUCCCCUGUUUGGUGGCGAUAGUGAUAGAUCGCUGCGAUACGGCUCGCACUUCCAAAUGCCCAAAGUCGAGGUGGCGCAGAGAUCUCAACUCCUAAAUUCCGCCCAGACGAUCCUGGAAAGGCCGUUGUGGAAAGCUGUUUCGCUCGCUAACUUCCCGAGCAAGGCAAAGCUAGACCACUGCAUUGAUCUAUUCUUUGUCCACUUUCGACCUCCCAUCAGCUUCAUCCAUCGACCUACCCUCAACCCAACCACUUUAUCGGAGGUGCUUCUGCUGUCAAUUGUUGCUAUUGGGGCUAGAUUCAGCAGCAUGUCAGGUGCAAGAAUAUUCGCCAACUCGAUUGCCGAACUGAAUCGUCGUAUACUCCUCGUCAUGGUCAGUAAACUUGGUGAUGCUUUAAUUUUGAAGGAUGCCCUAAAGCUGAGUCACAUCUUUAGAAUGAACAAGAUUCGAGUCGUCGGUUCUCGGAGGACUACCUCACUGCUCAACUGCUUCAAGCUAUGCAUGGCCGUGCGAGUGGCCACAGAAUAUUAUUCAGCCAUAGCAGAGAUUUGCGAUCGACGCUUAUUCGGUAUGCGAGGGAAGCAGGUCUCUUCCAAGAGCCAAAGCCGCGUCAUAAUCCACCUGAAGAUUGUUCCGCCACCACAGAAAGCCGGUGGUUGGGUUGGGUUGCGGCGGAGCGUCAGAGAAGACUAG